Molecule: messenger RNA, 1425 nt
Organism: Talaromyces atroroseus
Lineage: Eukaryota; Fungi; Ascomycota; Eurotiomycetes; Eurotiales; Trichocomaceae
Exons: 3
Coding region: 1-1425 (474 amino acids)
Biological process (GO): transmembrane transport
Molecular function (GO): transmembrane transporter activity
Source: RefSeq, a predicted model, not a curated record
AUGGAGAGUCGAACUGGUGUUACAGACAAACAACCAAAAUUUCAGCAAUCCAGUUCCGACCCCGUCUCCCACUUGUCUCUGUCGAGCUCUGAGGAUCCGCUGCAAUGGCCUAAGUGGAAGAAAUGGCCUCGCACAAUGAUUGUCAUUUCAAUGUCUUUAACAUUGGCCUACUACUCUGGAGUCUAUGCUGCGGCCAUUCCGUUCGUCAUGGCCGAUUACCAUUGUUCUAACCUGGUGGCCACCUCUGGCAUUUCCUGGUUUCUCCUCGGCUUUGCUUGUGGUCCGCUGGUCUUCGCUCCUCUUUCCGAGAUGUUCGGUCGCAAUCCCAUCAUUCUAGUCACUCUGCUGCUUUUCAUUCUUUCCAAUAUUGGAUCUGCUUUGGCACCGAACGUUGUAUGCCAUCUUAUCUUUCGGUACAUUGCGGGCUUUUGUGGGGCUCCGACAGUGACAAAUGCUGGGGGUUCACUCACCGAUAUGUGGCCAGCGACAGAACGCUCAGUGCCCUGGGCCAUUUUCUCAGCCGCCAGCUUCCUGACCGUAAUCAUCGGCCCGAUCAUUGGAGAUGCGAUUGUUCAAUACUUACCCUGGCAAUGGACGUAUUGGACCUCAAUGGCCUUGGGCGGAACCGUCUAUCUCGCUGCUCUCCUCUUCCUCCCCGAGACAUAUCGUCCAAAAUUAUUGUCUCAAAAAGCAGCCCGGCAGGGCUUGGUGCUCGAACAGAUCGAUCUGCGAAACCGGUACCGCGAGGGUCUCACACGUCCAUGGAUCAUGCUGUUCACAGAACCCAUCGUAUGGGGUCUCACCCUUUAUAUGUCCUUUGUGUAUGGCGUCUUGACCCUCAGCCUCGUCGCCUACCCCAUCGUCUACACUGACAUCUGGGGCUGGUCUACCCUCAAGACGAGUCUGGGCUAUAGCGGCAUCGCCGGCGGCAUGGCUCUAGCGACGAUCUUUUCACCCUUCCUAGGUGCCAUCCAUCGCUCCUACGUGCGAAAAAUCGGACCCGUCCCCGAAGCCCGCUUCCCCUUGCAAAUCUGGUUCUCGUGGCUUCUCCCAAUCGGGCUGUUUUGGUUUGCGUGGACGGCAUUACCGCCCAAAAACCCCGUGGUGGGCAUCGUAGCCGGUGUGCCGAUCGGUAUCGGCUCACUGUCCGUAUUUCUGGAUGUGUACGCCUAUCUGACUGAUUGUUAUGGUAAAUACUCUGCCAGUGCGAUGGCCGCCAAUGGCGUACUUCUUCGCUUGUUCGGAGCCGGAUUCCCUCUUUUCGCGGACUCCCUCUACCGGGUCCUGGGCGUAGGCUGGGGUACUAGUUUACUCGGGUUUGUAGCCCUGGCGUUAGCACCUCUACCCUGGCUUUUCUAUCGAUAUGGGCCCAUCUUGCGAAAGAAGAGUGCAUACCAUAGCAAGUUGGCCAGUGAGCUUGAGUAA